Chara braunii is the source of this 1129-nucleotide messenger RNA. The record is from the annotation of a GenBank genome assembly. NCBI's taxonomy places the organism in Eukaryota, Viridiplantae, Streptophyta, Charophyceae, Charales, Characeae.
AUGCGGCGGAGAGCUGGUGGGACUUGGGAGGAUUUACAGGUUUGCGAUGACGCGACAGAGGACUACUUCCGGGAAGCUCCACAUGUCGAGGAGAGUGUUCAUGGAGAUCAGCGAAGCAUGUGCGCCUCAUGUGCAGCGGCAGGUGAUGUUUUACAGGGAGCCACUACAGCCGGAGCAGAUCGUCGCAUACGCGCUGUAUAGGUGGGCCACAGGAGAGUCUUACGAUAACAGCACAUCAUCCUUCAGCAUGGGCAGGACUUCCGGAGUUCGAGCCGUGCGCGAUGUGACAGCCGCUAUUUUGAGGGUGUACGGGGAGAAGAUAUCGUGGCCGACGGGGGUGCGGAAAGAAGUCGUGCUAAGGGCCUUUAUGGACAAGGGCUUUCCAAAUUGCCAUGGCGUAGUUGACUGCACACACAUCUACGUGGACAAACCGGCGAACGCGCCUAGCGAGAACUACUUCGACCGCAAGCACCGUUUUUCCGUCAUUGUGCAGGUUGUGGUGGACCUGGAUCUGCGCAUCCUUGAUGUGUUCGUUGGAUAUCCGGGUAGCUGCCACGACAUUAGGGUGAUCCAGCUGUCAAGUUUGUUGAGGUGCGCGGAAGAGAGAUUGUUGUUUCGUGGGCCGCCUGUGACGCUGCCGAGAGGGGUGACGACGAACGGAUACAUCUUGGGCGACAACGGGUAUCCUCCUUCUGAGUGGGUGAUGGUGCUGUAUGGAGGAAUCAAUCAGCACCCGGACGAGGAAAGGUUCGACACGAAACAGAAGGUCGCAAGAGGGGCCGUGGGGAGGGCGUUCAGAAGGUUGAAAGGGAUGUGGAGGCUCUUCCUGCGGACGCACAAGACGAACCUCGACAGUCUGCCGCAGCAGUUCACAGCGGUAUGCAUUCUCCACAACAUCCUGCUCGAUGCAGGAAUCGAGUUCGACGAGAAUUUGUUGUGGGAGGUCGACGCGAACGGGGUGAGGCGGCGAGUGGACUUGGGGAUUCAUCGCCCCCCGCAGCCAGUGUCCAUGUUGACUUCGACGCGCGAGGCUCAUGCGCUCCGCAAUGCACUGGUGGAGCGGAUGAAACACGUUUGAUCAACCCAUCCGCCUACCUGUUCGUCCCGUUGAAGUCGCGUCCCGCCAUAG